GGAGGGGCUCCACAGAACUGAUGAAAUUCUCAACAUAUAAAUAGACAACCAACGCCACUGCUAUCAUAUUCGUGGUGUGACUCCAAACAACAUGCAGGGAUUAGUUCAGGUGUGUUUGCUGGCGGUAAUCGCUGUGGCCUCUGCGCUUCCUCAGGGCCAAAAACCCAUCGCCAUCAUCAGGUCUGAGUCAGAGGGCCCUAACGCUGAUGGAUCUUACAGAUUCCUGUAUGAAACUGAGAACGGCAUCCGAGGAGAAGAGUCCGGCCAGCUGUUGAACGCUGGGGCUGAAAACGAAGCCAUCAGUGUCCAGGGCUCAAACAGCUACACAUCUCCCGAGGGACAGGUGAUCAACCUGGUCUACACCGCCGGAGAGCAGGGCUUCGCCCCUCAGGGUGACCAUCUCCCCACUCCCCCACCAAUCCCACCAGCAAUCCAGAGAGCUCUGGAGUACAUCGCCGCUCACCCACCCCCACCAGAGACCCCUGGCCAAAGGUACUAGACACACAUCUCCUCCAUUCAGCAUCCGACGCUCUGUGAUAUAGUGUACAUAGAGUCAUUCCUGGACACCCAACCAUACACCAUACACAGUUACCAUUCUUCAACUUUCAUCUUGCCCGCGCCCAAAUGUGUUGUCUAUUUUGUAAUUAAAUAUUUAAUUUUCUACCAAAAUCAA
Messenger RNA from Macrosteles quadrilineatus (aster leafhopper), 673 nucleotides. Its product is annotated as endocuticle structural glycoprotein ABD-4-like. Gene Ontology annotation, cellular component: chitin-based extracellular matrix. The coding region runs from base 92 to 499 and encodes 135 amino acids. The record is from RefSeq and is a predicted model, not a curated record. Gene Ontology annotation, molecular function: structural constituent of chitin-based larval cuticle. Lineage: Eukaryota; Metazoa; Arthropoda; Insecta; Hemiptera; Cicadellidae. The transcript has 5 exons.